Penicillium lagena is the source of this 603-nucleotide messenger RNA. Its product is annotated as iron-sulfur cluster assembly protein CIA2. Gene Ontology annotation, biological process: iron-sulfur cluster assembly. Bases 1 to 603 code for a protein of 200 amino acids. The record is from RefSeq and is a predicted model, not a curated record. The transcript has 2 exons. NCBI's taxonomy places the organism in Eukaryota, Fungi, Ascomycota, Eurotiomycetes, Eurotiales, Aspergillaceae.
AUGGCUGAGAUGCAGAACUCCAAUCCGACCAUCCUCAAUGCGGCUGAUCUGCCCACCCGUCUACGCCCUGCGGUCCCGCACAAGCCCGGCUACGGCACCGGCAUCUUUGCGUCGGCUCUGCCCUCACCUGCCAACCCGGCUGACUUCCUCUGCGCCAGUCCCUACGAGUCAGAAGACUCGGAUGAUGACAAUCUCCUUGAGGAGCCGAUAGAUGAACAGGAGAUUUACGAUCUCGUAGGCUCGGUUUCGGACCCUGAGCACCCCGUCUCGCUGGGAGAGCUGGCUGUUGUCUCGCUGCCCGACAUCAAAAUUACUCCGACCCUCCCGAACGUCCCUGAUUCGCCUCUGCAGACCGUCACCGUCCUUAUCACUCCCACCAUCACCCACUGCAGUCUGGCCACCGUCAUCGGCCUUGGGGUACGCGUUCGCCUGGAGCAGUCGCUGCCUCCUCGCUUCCGUCUGGAUGUGCGUAUUAAAGAAGGUACCCAUAGUACGGCAGAUGAAGUCAACAAGCAGCUCGCGGAUAAGGAACGGGUCGCUGCUGCGCUGGAGAAUGGAGCGCUGAUGAAGGUGAUUGCCAAGAUGUUGGAGACCUGCAAGUGA